AUGGCUGCUGCACCUACAAAACAAGCAAUCCUUGAGCUGUACAAGAACACCCUUCGCACAUCGAGAGCAUUCAGCUCGUACAACUUCCGGCAGUACUUUGUGCGCCGGACAGAGGGUACCUUCAGGGAGAUACAGGAAGAGACCGAUCCUGCCAAGCUGACGACGUUCUACAAUGACAAGACGAAAGAGCUAGAGGCUCUUAAGCGUAGUGCCAUUGUCAACCAGCUUUAUGGUGGCUGGAAGCUGGUUGUAGAGAAGGACAGUGUAGAGAGAGAGCGAAGCGAUAACUAG
This is a messenger RNA of Fibroporia radiculosa, 291 nucleotides long. RefSeq lists its product as uncharacterized. The transcript is spliced from 2 exons. Gene Ontology annotation, cellular component: L-cysteine desulfurase complex; mitochondrion. The record is from RefSeq and is a predicted model, not a curated record. Lineage: Eukaryota; Fungi; Basidiomycota; Agaricomycetes; Polyporales; Fibroporiaceae. Gene Ontology annotation, biological process: iron-sulfur cluster assembly. Bases 1 to 291 code for a protein of 96 amino acids.